This is a messenger RNA of Salarias fasciatus (jewelled blenny), 4506 nucleotides long. RefSeq names its product apoptotic chromatin condensation inducer 1b (gene acin1b). Gene Ontology annotation, biological process: RNA splicing. Gene Ontology annotation, cellular component: precatalytic spliceosome; ASAP complex. The record is from RefSeq and is a predicted model, not a curated record. Lineage: Eukaryota; Metazoa; Chordata; Actinopteri; Blenniiformes; Blenniidae. Bases 37 to 3780 code for a protein of 1247 amino acids. The transcript has 17 exons. Gene Ontology annotation, molecular function: RNA binding.
GCUUGUUGGGAGUUUAGACAAGCGGAGGGGAGCAAAAUGGCGGACGAAGAUAUUACGCUUGAUGGAAAACCUCUACAAUCGCUCCGAGUUGCGGAUUUGAAAGCCGCCCUGGAGCAAAGAAACCUCCCGAAGAGCGGGCAGAAGAACACGCUCAUCAAACGCCUCAAGGGGGCUCUGAUGCUGGAAAACUUGCAGAAGUCUUCUUCCUCCCACAGCGGGCUGCAGCCCAACUCUCAGAUCGGGGAAGAGAUGUGUCAGAACAGCUUCAUCAAACAGUACCUGGCCAAGCAGCAGGAGCUCCUCCGACAGAGGCUGGAGAGAGAGGCGCAGCAGCAAGAGGACGCUGAUGAAAGCCCAGCCGUGCCAGACGAGGACGAGGAGCAGUCGGAGGACAAUGACAGCUCCUCCUACGUCGCUGACAAGCAGCAUCGCUCCCUGCGGUCCCAGCCCUCCCUGUCCAGGCCUGAGGAUGGAGCAGGAGACGUGGCUCUGGAUCUGGGCCCCGGCUCUGCCCUCCUCCACCCGGAGUCCUCCACCGCUUCGGGCACCAGGAUGCAGCGGGCCUCCUUCCUCCAGGGCCUGAAGGAGGCGACGGCCCCGUCUCCCCCCCGUGCGGUGGCCUCCCUCUCGGUGCGCGUCCUGGGCCAGCCCGCCUUGCCCCGAGCCCAGGAGAAGGAGGGAACCGCCCCGAGCGAGCCGGGCUCCGCCCACCCCGUCCUCCACCUGAGCCGCUCCGCGGGCGGCGCGGCGGGAGGCCGGGCGCAGGAGGACAGCGACGAGGCCGACGACGACGAGAGCGACGACGACGAGGACUGGGGGCCGGGCUCCGGCGGCGUGCGGCGGGGCAACAGGGCGCCCCCCCCGCCCCAGCAAAUGCCCUCCAGCGUCCCGUCGGCGGCCGCCAGGUCCAAACGCAAGCUCCAGCCCCCGCAGCACAUCCCCCCGCCUCAGGUUCACCACACGCCCAUGCAGCUGCGCCACCCCACACCGCCGCCCUCGCCGCCCCCCAACCUGUUCCCGCUGCCCGACACCCCGAAGCAGAGCCCGCCGGACGACCCCGAGGCGGAGGGCUCCAACCGGGCGGCGGCCUUCCCCGCCAUGCAGAGGCAGGACUCCGACUCCAGCUCCGGCUCCAGCAGCCCCGAGCCGCCCGCCAAGCGCCGGCCGGGGCCGCUCUCUCUGCUCGUGCACAAGAUGGAGUCCGAGAAGGCCUUCGGGGCGGCGGGAGAGGCCGCCCACUCCUCCAGCAACUUCCCACAAGCCCUGAAGGCGAAGGCGCAGGAGUCCCGAGACGCCGAGCAGGAAAAGGAGAGGGAGCGACAGCAGGAGCUGGAGAGAGAGCGAGAGAAGAAACGGCUGGAGGAAGAGAAGGAGAAGGAGAGGAAACGACUGGAAGAGGAGCAGAAACGACAGAGGGAGGAGCAGGAGAAGGAGAGGAAGCGACUGGAGGAGGAGCAGAAACAACGGCAGAGAGAAGAACAGGAGAAGGAGAGGAAACGACAGGAGGAGGAGAAGGAAAAGGAGAGGAAGCGUCUGGAGGAGGAGCAGAAGCGACGGCAGCGAGAGGAGCAGGAGAGGGAGAGAAAACAACUGGAAGAGAAGGAGAAGGAGAGGAAGCGGCAGGAAGAGGAGAAGGAGAGGGAGAGGAAGCGUCUGGAGGAGGAGGAGAAGAGAAAGGCGGAGAAAAAACUGAUGGAGGAAAAAGAGAGGAAAGAGGAGAGGUCCAAGACGGAGAAGGUGGUCGUGACGCUUGCUCAAGAUUCAGGUUCCUCCUCGGACUCGGACUCCAAAUCGGACUCCUCCUCGCGGUCAUCGCACUCCUCCUCUUCCUCCUCCUCCUCGUCUGGGGGUAAAAGCCAGCCCGCUCGCCAGCCGAAGAAGCCAGACCAAAGAGACGAGGCCGAAGACAAGAAAAAGACGAGUAAAGGAGCCGAGGAACGACACCCUCCCAAAAGGGAGGUGUCGGAGCCCAGCGCCGCCGCCGUGACCGAGGUGGAGCCGGAGUCGGAGAGCUCCAUGGCCCAGCAGCCCGCCUCCGGGGCCGAGCCGGAGAACAGCGAGGGCCGCCUGGAGGAGAGCACCACCCCUAAGGCUUUUGCCGCCCGCAAGAUAUCCCUGACCAGCAACAAGACGUCCCCGGCGCCCGCAGAUGGAGGAGCGGCGGACUCCGACUCGGCCGCCGCCGCCGCCGCCGGAAGGAAGAGGCGGUGGGGCUCCAGCACGGCGGUCACCGCCAAGAAGCCGUCCAUCAGCAUCACCACAGACUCCCUGAAGUCGCUGAUCCCUGACAUUAAGGUGAACCAGGAGGCCGUGGUGGAGCUGCACCCCGAGGAGCUGCAGUCGUCCGGGGACGAGGAGAACCUGGACGCCAGCCGGGACGACCCGGACAAAGGCCUGAAGAUCCGCCGCACCGUCACACAGGUGGUUCCAGGCGACAGUCAAGAAAAUGGUCAGACUCCGAACGAAGGCGAGGCGGAAGAGGAGGAGGAGGAGGAGGAGGCGGCGGCGGUGAAAACGGAGAAAGAGAAGCAUCGUAGGACGUCCAGAGACAACAGGAACAGCAGCGUCAGCGAGGACGCGCCGGAAGCGCAGCCGUCCGUCACGCUGGAGGGAGAAGCCAAGAAAAUCACUCCCAGCGACAGCCUGGUGCGUCGCUCCAUCAGCCAGCAGAAGUCCGGCGUGUCGGUCACCAUCGACGACCCGGUCCGCGCCGCCCGCCAGCCCUCGCCGCCCCGUGGGAAACUGUCCAACAUCAUCCACGUCACCAACCUGGUGCGACCUUUCACCCUGGGCCAGCUGAAGGAGCUGCUGAACCGCACCGGCGCCGUGCUGGAGGAAGGCUUCUGGAUCGACAAGAUCAAAUCCCACUGCUUCGUCACGUACUCGACAGUAGAAGAGGCCGUCGCCACCAGAGCGGCCCUCCACGGGGUCAGGUGGCCGACAAGCAACCCCAAAGUCCUGACCGUGGACUUCAGCGAGCAGGAUGAGCUGGAUUUCCACAAAGGCGUCCUGAAGCCGAUGCAGGUGGAGGAGGAGCCGCCCGCCCCGCCCGGGGGUCCUCCGGCCCGGCUGCCUCCUCUCAUGCCCGAGCGGGAGCGUGACCGGGAGCGCGAGCGGGACCGCGGCGUGCGCGACCUGUGGGCGGAGCGCGAGCGCGAGAUGGAGCGGCGGGAGCGGGCGCGCGGCGAGCGCGAGUGGGACCGGGACAAGGUCCGGGAGUUCGCCCGGCCCGGGGAGGACGGACAGCGGUCCCGGUCCAGAGAGCGCGAGAGGAGGAGGAGGGAGCGAGCCAAGAGCAAGGAGAGGAAGAGCGACAAGAAGGAGAAGGGCGACGAGCCUCCGGCCAAACUGCUGGACGACCUGUUCCUGAAGACCAAAGCGGCUCCGUGUAUCUACUGGCUGCCGCUCACCGAGGAGCAGGCGGCGCAGAGGCUGCUGGACCGCACCGAGCGGCAGAAGGAGCGCGAGCGGCGGCGGAAGGAGCAAGAGGAGGAGGACAAGAAGCGCGAGGAGGAGAAGAAGGAGAGGCUAAAGGGCCGGGAGAAAGACGGCGGCGCGUCGGCGGGCGGCGGCGCCACCGCGGGGAGAGGAGGAGGAGGAGGAGGCGGCGGUGGCGGCGACGCCGACAGAGAGCGGGGCGGCCGCGGCCGGGAGCGCGAGGCGGACAGGAAGAGGGACGACGGCGGCAGCCACCGGUCGUCCAGACGGGCCUCGGCGGGACCCGGGGGCGGCGGCCGGCGCUCCCGUAGUCGUAGCAACCCCAGGGACAGACGCCGCUGAGGCGACGGCGGCGGCGGCACGUCUCCGGCUCCGCCCCCUCACACCGACGCCAGCGUUGUCUUCCACACCUCCCCCUCCUCCCUUCUCCCCCCCUCCCUCUCUCUCUCCGUCUUCCACUGGCAGCACUGAGCGGUUGGUCCUGCAGGGGGCGGCGUCCCCCGGUGUGGAGGAGGGAGGGGGGAGGGAGGCGGAGGCGGGGGAGGCAGGGUCCUGCUUUCUGGCUCUCCUCCUCCUCAUCUGGUCCCUCUGAGGUUUUUAUUUUGGUCCUGCGGGCGCAGCACAGUUCCUUCCUCCUCCUCCCUGCCCUGUAAUAAAAGCGGUUGAAAAUAGAUCCCGACCCUCGCCUGUUUUCUAGGAUCUGUUUUAAUCUGUCACUGUUCAGCACAACGCUUCAGUUUCUUUUAGUUUUUCUACGAUUAAGAAGGUAGUUUUAUGAGAAAUGUUUCCUUUUUUUUUUUUUUUUUUUUUUUUUUUUGUUCCUCCUCUCUGGGAGAGUCGUCGAAGUGAAAAUGGUUCCCCCUCGUCUCCACACUGAGAGUUUUGACACGCGGUUCCCCAAAGAGACGAGUUCCAGUCUGCGUCCGGAGAAGUGUUGUCCUGUGACCUGCUGCGGAGGCUGAAAUCACUGCACUGGAAAAGAAAAAUACACAAAAAAAAAAAAAAAAAUACAAACAAAUCGUCCUCCGAUCCUCUCACCAUAUAUUUAUGAGCAGGUUAAAAAAAAAA